Melanaphis sacchari is the source of this 1106-nucleotide messenger RNA. RefSeq lists its product as uncharacterized. The coding region runs from base 361 to 864 and encodes 167 amino acids. The transcript is spliced from 4 exons. The record is from RefSeq and is a predicted model, not a curated record. NCBI's taxonomy places the organism in Eukaryota, Metazoa, Arthropoda, Insecta, Hemiptera, Aphididae.
AAAGUAACAGAAUAUUGGAAUAUUGUCUAUUGGAUUUUCUCUCGAUAUUAUUCUAUUUUAGUAUUUUUAAUAGCUGCAGCUGUUAUUCUAUUGAUUAGAAUUAAUUAAAGUUAAAACCCACAAAUUUAUUUUAAUCAUUGUGACGCUACAUAGUCCAUACUCCUUAAUCCUUAUCGAUAUUCUACAUUCCCUUUCGUCGAUCACUGCAACGUCUCCAUCACCAGAAGGCAGAGGUUCAACUGUUCAAAACUCAAGCUUUAACUAUUAAAUAACGCUGUACUUGAAACACGUUGUCACACAUUAAACUCUUCAUAUUUUUUGAUAUAACUAAGAGUUUUAUAGGUAAUAAUAAUUAACAACAUGUCUUCAAAUACUUUUCGUGUUCGUAAAUUGGCUUCUAUAAACAACGAGAACCCUGUAAAAAAUAUAAAAAAUGGUUUAGUUACAAAUCGUAAAAAAAGUGCUUUGAAGGUGUUAACAAACACAGUUCAGUCGAUAAAAAAGUCUGAUGGUAAAAGUCUUAAACAAUUAAAGGUAUUGCCCAUGAAAAAUUUUGAAACGGAAAAUAAAUGUAAAUCACCAUUACAAGACUACACUUACAAUCAAAAUGAUGAAUUUAAUCAUUUUGACUGUACAACACAGGAAAAUGAUAUUUUGCCUCCAAGUAUGACGUGUAACAUUGGCAUGCUGAGUGAAUUUUUUGGUGGAAAUAAUAAUGACACAAGUGAUUGGUUUCUUGAAGAUUACAAUAAAAUAAUGAUCAAUAAAAUCAAAAAUCAAUUUGAUAACUUUGGAGAACCAGAAAUUGAAUGCUCCUUUCCUUCAAUGCCAGUUAUGGAUUUUCCAGAAAUUAUAUUUGCUUAAUUUGUUUAACAGCAUAUUUCAAUUUUGUGUAUAUUUAUCUAAAUUUAAUGAUUUUGUUUACAUCUAUUAAUAUGAUAAAUAUUAUUAUACAAGUUAUUUUAUCCGUUAAAUGAAUAUAUGCCUAAUGAUAUAAAUGACGAAGGAAUAUUUUCUUGUACUAAAAUUUUUAAAGACUGCUUCUAUUAAAUAGAGUUACUAUGAAAUUUACUUGUUUUAACGUACCAUUUAAAUCAAUAAUUUAA